Prosopis cineraria is the source of this 2648-nucleotide messenger RNA. RefSeq lists its product as uncharacterized. The transcript is spliced from 3 exons. Bases 860 to 2623 code for a protein of 587 amino acids. The record is from RefSeq and is a predicted model, not a curated record. Gene Ontology annotation, molecular function: zinc ion binding; nucleic acid binding. Lineage: Eukaryota; Viridiplantae; Streptophyta; Magnoliopsida; Fabales; Fabaceae.
GAGAGGAAGAAGAAAGGAGAAAGAGAGGGAGUUAGGCUCGGAUCUAGGAGUCUUUGUGACCGUUGCGAGCUCGGCUACACGAUAGGUAAACUCCCUACUUCAAUCCUCUUCUCUUUCUCUUGAUUUUCUUCAAUUUUUAGAAGAGGAGAUUUUUGGAUUUUGAUUCCAAAGGCUUUAUUCUUGUAAGCUUUUGUUUCUUUGGAUCCUAGGGAGCAUGUUUUGAGUUUCUAUAUAGUGAUCUAAUAUUUUGAGUGGAUAAUUAGAUGAAAAGAGGUGUUUUGGGCACAAAAUAAAUCCUGAGAAAUUGGGUUUUUGCUCUUCAAUGGUUUAAGCUUAUUGAUUUAGUUAUAAUUUUGCUAUUUGAACCCAAUAAGAUUUAAAUUAAGGUUUGGUUUUCAUUAUAAGGGCUAAUGGUGAAAGUUGGUGACACUAAGUGAAGGUUUUUAAUUGAUAAAAAAUUAUAUAAAUUGAAAAUUAGCCUAGUAAUGGCUAAUAAAUGGUUUUGGUGGUUAAGUGAUACUAUGUGAAUGGUUGGUUUAAUAUAUGGACCAUUAGGGUGGAUUAUGACUCAUUGACCUAAGUUGUGUGGUAUAAGUUAUAGUCUUCAUUAAUACUAUUUGUCAUGAUAAGUGAUGUGGAUCACUUAUAUGUUGUAGAAAAUUGUUGGUGGAACUUAUUGAGAAGUAAGGAACAAGCCGAGCCCUAUUUUGUACAAGGGGAACCCUUUUAGUACCAAAGGGUUGAGGUCCAGGCGAAGGAUCCAGUGGUGGACGGGGAAAAGAGCAAAGCUAGGGGUUUGCUUGUGAUUUGAGGGGAGAAAGGUCCGUACGCUUGUAGCCAUACACCUUUCAGUUCUAAUAUGGCUCGAAGGGGAAGGGGUAGAUCGAGGAAUGAGGAACGACCACCACCUCUACCUCCUCCGCCUCCACCUCCGCCUCCACCUCCACCACCACCACAGGGGACAGAUGCAGUCAUAGCUAGGCUGCUUGAAGUUAUGGUGGAUAUACAGCAAAAUCUUAGAAGUCAUACUGUUCCAGAUCAGCAUGUUGACCUAAGUGCUGGGCAGGGAUCUUCUAGUACUAUGGGAGCUCAUGCACCAGUUGUUAAUAAUCGAGAGGAUGACAUAUCUGAACCUUGGAAGGAAUUCUCUCGCUCUAAUCCGACUACAUAUGAUGGUAGUAUGCUUGAUGGGAAAGCUGAAGAGUGGUUGGAUCGGAUGGAGCAGUUAUUUACUGUUGUGAGGUGUACAUCUGAGCAGAAGGUUAUCUUGGCUACGAUGCAGCUUGUUGGUGAAGCCAAGCAUUGGUGGGAUUCUGUUAAGCCCACAGAUGGAAGAUCUAUGUCUUGGGAUGAAUUUAAAGAAAGAUUUUAUGAUUUUCACUUUCCGCCAGCUUUCAGAGAUGAGAAAGAGGCAGAGUUUCAUGCAUUUCAGCAGGGGGACUUAGACGAGGAGACUUUUAUAAGAAAAUUCAAUCAGCUGUCUAAGUUCUCAACAUAUCUGAAGGCUUCUAAUGAUAGCAAGUGGAAAGCAAAGAGGUUAUUAGAAAAGAUGAGGCCAGAAUACCGCCAGCAGCUAUCUUUGUUAGGCGAGGCGACAUAUGAUGAGAUGUGCAAUCGUCUGAGGAUUGCCGCUCGUCGAGGCCGAGACACAGAGAGUAGCCGGAGUAGGGAUACACGAGGUCGAUUUUCUUUUGGGUUAGCUCCUACUGGUGGUGUAUCCAAGAGAAUGGGUUUUAGCUCUGGUUCUUCUUCUAGUGGCUCCUUUAGAAUCGGGUCUUCUUCUGCUUCUGGUAAUCGAAAUUUAAAUAGGGGUUCAAGAUUUCAAGGUAAUCGGGGUGGUAAUAUGAGAUCUGGGGGUUCUCGUUUCUCUGGGAAUGCUCCAGCACGUUCUUCACAGACCAGUCAAGCCCCAAUUCUAAGUACAGCGAGGUCACCUUGCAAUAGAUGUGGUAGGGUUCAUUUUGGUCGCUGCUUUGCUUGUUAUAAGUGUGGAAAGUUAGGCCAUUUGAUCCGUGACUGCCCUGAUUUACAUGAGAGCUCGGACCGGAGGAACGUGAUUCCUGGUAGAGUGUAUACAGUAUCUCAGGAGGAGGCUAGGAAGUCAUCGAAUCUAAUCACUGGUAUGGUUUCUAUCUGUGGCCUCGAUUUAGAAGCUUUGUUUGAUUGUGGUGCGACGCAUUCUUUUAUUUCUGCCGAGUGCUUAGAUAGAAUGGCUAUGCCUGUUGACCAGUUGCCCCAUGAUAUAGAAGUUUCCUCUACUUCUGGUUUAGUUGGUCGAUCCAGUGUGGUGUGUAGGACUAAGAUGACUUUUAAUGGGCGAUCGACUUGGGUGAAUAUGAUCAAAUUACCUAUGCAAGGGAUUGAUUUAAUUAUUGGUAUGGAUUGGUUGACAGCUUAUGGUGCUGUCUUAGAUUGUGUGACUAAGACAGUGACUUUGGUAGAAGUACCGGAGGUGAUCAAAGAAUACCCUGGUCAUUCUUGUUUUCUUUCUUCUUUACAAGUUGAAAGAUUGAUUGAGCAAGGAUGUGAGGCUUACGUGGUAGUGCUCGCUACCCAAGGGUCUGAGACAGGUAUAGUGGAUGAAAUUGAGGUUGUUAAGGGAGUUCCCAGAGGUGUUUUCUGAGGAUGUAUCAGGAUUACCUCCAGAA